GUUAUGAUCCAAAGCAAAGAGAGAGAAGAACAAAGCAUGUUAGAUUGUAAAAAGAAGAGUACUGUUUCACCAACAGCUGAGAUUUUUAAGAGUGCAUAUGUGGAUGGUAUAGGCUGGGCUUCUCAGCUGAUGAGUGGAGGUAUCUGGGUACAGUACAGUGAUGGAUCGCAGCUGAUUAUCAAUGCCUCUGAUGCAGUAAAGUACACUGAUUGCAAUGGGCUUGUUACACAGUAUGAAUAUUCAGACUCACUGAUUCCACAGAAUGUCAAACUUAAAUUCUCACAUUUUCCACGCAUCAUAGAAAGCCUGGCCAAAGCAGCAAGAACAAAAACUUAGAAAUGUCAUAUAUACCGAUAAUGUAGAACAUAUCCAUUGAGCCUGUGUUCAACAACCCUUAAUUAUGGAUACUCUAGAUUUUAAUAAAAAACUGCUUGUAGAUUUGUAUUUUUUAUAUGCUUUGUAAAUGAAAUAAAAUAUAUAACUAUCACUAUCUUUUUUAUAAUGCACCAUACAGAAAAAAAAAACAAUAACAAUAUUGAUGGUGUAAUGUCACUUCAUAAGACAGGGAUAUUUGAUAUAAAAUAUCAAUAAAGCAAUGAAUGAUU
Molecule: messenger RNA, 605 nt
Organism: Exaiptasia diaphana
Lineage: Eukaryota; Metazoa; Cnidaria; Anthozoa; Actiniaria; Aiptasiidae
Product: serine/threonine-protein kinase PLK4
Exons: 3
Coding region: 4-336 (110 amino acids)
Source: RefSeq, a predicted model, not a curated record